This is a messenger RNA of Gambusia affinis (western mosquitofish), 6760 nucleotides long. It is a transcript of the gene vcpip1, whose product is annotated as valosin containing protein (p97)/p47 complex interacting protein 1. The coding region runs from base 172 to 3648 and encodes 1158 amino acids. The transcript is spliced from 3 exons. Gene Ontology annotation, molecular function: cysteine-type deubiquitinase activity. Lineage: Eukaryota; Metazoa; Chordata; Actinopteri; Cyprinodontiformes; Poeciliidae. The record is from RefSeq and is a predicted model, not a curated record. Gene Ontology annotation, biological process: protein K11-linked deubiquitination; Golgi reassembly; protein ubiquitination.
UUUAGCAACGGUCAGUUGCUAAAAGAAAGCCAGCCGCUUCCGUGUUGUUCUGGUGUUAUUCUGGUUGAAAACAGUCGUUAGCGCGGUCAGAGCUGACCUGACAGCCUCUCUGCGGGGUUAUUAUCAUGGUUCUGUGAAGCUUGGAGAUAUUUUCACCUCAUUUUCCCCGAAAUGUCGCUGCUGCAGAGCUCCAAGAAGAAAGACAAGCGCAUUCUGUGCGGUACCUGCCCGGACCCGAAAUGCCAGGCGCGGCUCUUCUUCCCCGCUCACGGCUCCAUCAGCAUCGAGUGCACGGAGUGCGGCCAGCGGCACGAGCAGAGCGGCCUGCUGAACGUGGAGGAGGUCACCGACCCGGACGUGGUGCUCCACAACCUGCUCAGAAACGCCCUGCUCGGCGUCACCGGGGCCCCGAAGAAGGGGACCGAGCUGGUGAAGGUGAUGGGGCUGUCCAACUACCACUGCAAGCUGCUGUCCCCGGUGCUGACCCGCUACGGCAUGGACAAACAGACCGGCAGCGCCAAACUGCUGAAAGAUAUGAACCAGGGUGAGAUCUUUGACUGCUCCCUGCUGGGGGACCGUGCCUUCCUGAUAGAGCCGGACCAUGUCACCACCAUGGGGUACGGCAAAGACCGCUCCGGGAGCCUGAUCUACCUCCACGACACCCUGGAGGAGAUAAAGAAGGCCAAUGGCAACAGAGAGUGUCUCAUCCCGGUGCACGUGGACGGAGAUGGACACUGCCUGGUCCACGCCGUGUCCAGAGCCCUGGUGGGCAGGGAACUGUUCUGGCACGCACUGAGAGAAAACCUCAAGCAGAACUUCAAGCAGAACCUGGAUUGCUACAAAAACCUGUUCCAGGACUUCAUUGAUGCCGCAGAGUGGGAGGACAUCAUCAAUGAGUGCGACCCUCUGUUCAUCCCCCCCGAAGGCGUCCCACUGGGACUGCGUAACAUCCACAUAUUCGGGCUGGCCAACGUCCUCCACCGGCCCAUCGUCCUGCUGGACUCCAUGAGCGGGAUGAGGAGCUCUGGCGACUACUCUGCCACCUUCUUGCCCGGACUUGUCCCAGAGGAACAGUGCAAGGGGAAGGACGGGAAGCCGAACAAACCCAUCUGCAUCGCCUGGAGCAGCUCCGGCAGGAACCACUACGUUCCCCUGGUGGGCAUCAAGAACACGGUUCUCCCCAAGCUGCCGCCCCGCCUGCUGCCGAAGGCCUGGGGCGUCCCGCAGGAGCUGAUCAGGAAGUACAUCAAGCUGGAGCCGGACGGGAGCUGCGUGAUCGGAGGUGACCGCAGCCUGCAGGAUAAGUACCUGAUGCGGCUGGUGAACGCCAUGGAGGAGGUGUUCAUGGAGAAGCACAGCAUCCACCCGUCGCUGGUGGCCGACGUUCACCAGUACGUCUACCGGCGGACCGGCGUGAUUGGCGUCCAACCGGAGGAGGUGACGGAGGCGGCCAAGAAGUCCGUGAUGGAGAACCGUCUGCACCGCUGCCUUAUCUGUGGCGCCCUCUCUGAGCUACACAUCCCGUCCGAGUGGCUGGUACCAGGCGGGAAGCUGUACAACCUGGCCAAGUCCACGCACGGACAGCUGCGGCCCGACAAGAACUACAGCUUCCCCCUCAACAACGUGGUGUGCUCCUACGACCCCCACAGGGACUUCCUGGUCCCGGACUACAAACUGAGCUCCCUGAACACCUGCACCUGGUGCCACGGGACGUCGGUGCGGCACAUCCGCGGGAACGGGUCAGUGGUGUACCUGGACGGGGACAGAACCAACAGCCGGUCGCAGGGAGGAAAGUGUGGCUGUGGCUUCAAGCACUACUGGGAUGGGAAGGAGUACGACAAUCUGCCCGAAGCCUUCCCCAUCACCCUGGAGUGGGGGGGCAGGGUGGUCCGGGAGACCGUGUACUGGUUCCAGCACGAGACGGACCCGACGCUGAACAGCAACGUGUACGACGUGGCCAUGAAGCUGGUCACCAAGCACUUCCCUGGAGAGUUUGGCAGUGAGAUCCUGGUGCAGAAGGUGGUGAACACCAUCCUGCACCACACGGCCAAGAAGAACCCGGAUGAGUACAACCCGGUGUCCAUCGACGGGGCCCACGCCCAUCGCCUCGGCGACGGGACGGAGGUGCCGCCGCCACCGGACCCCCAGCUGCCCACCAAGAUCAUCCUGACGGGUCAGAAAGCCAAGACCCUCCACAAGGAGGAGCUGACGAUGAGCCGGGCGGAGCGCAGCCUCCAGCAGAGCAUCAGUGAGCAGGCCUUCGUCUCCCAGAAGAGACGCUCCGACAAGCUAAAGCACGACCCCAAAGGUCAGGGCCGGACCUCGUCCCCCAGCGGCUCCCCGGAAACCUCCUCCUCCUCGGCCCCCGCCACCCCCACCAAGACCUCCUCUCCCUCCUCCUCCUCCAACAAGGAGAAGAAGAUCCGGGUGACGACCAGCGACGGGCGGCAGGCCAUGCUCACCCUGCCGGCCCUCACCACCUUCGCGGAGCUGCGCCGGAGCAUCGCCAAGCAGUUCGAUGUGCCGCCGCCGCAGCAGUGCAUCCGUUACGGCUUCCCCCCCAAAGAGCUGCUGCCGCCCCGGGACGGCGAGGAGAACGAGCCGGUGGCCCUGCAGCACGGCGACAGGGUGACGGUGGAGAUCCUGAAGGGCCCUGAGGACAGGGGCCCCGGGGCCCCCAUCACCAGGGCGACCAGCUCGCACUCCGCCCUGCACUCGGCGAAGAGCGACGACGCGGUGACGGUUGGCCGGACGAGCAGCCGGGAGAUCCAGGAGAGCAUCGACCUGGAGAUGUCCUCCCUCUGUCUCCUAGCAACCCUGAUGGGCGAGGACGUUUGGUCGUACGCCAAGAAGCUGCCGCACUUGUUCCAGCAGGGCGGCGUCUUCUACAACAUCGUCAAGAAAGACAUGGGCCUCAUGGACGGGAAGCAUUGCACGCUGCCUCACCUGACGGGGAAAACCUUCGUCUACAACGCGGUGGAGGAGCGGCUGGAGCUCUGUGUGGACGCCGCGGGUCACUUCCCGGUCGGGCCGGACGUGGAGGAGCUGGUGAGGGAGGCGGUGCUGCAGCUGCGCUCCGAGGCGGCCUCUAGGGGCAGCAGAGAGGGCAGCCCGUCCCACGGCGUCCUGCGGCUGGGCAGCGGCGGCGUCGUCCGCAAGAAGGAGCAGCUGCAGAGCGUCACCGCCUUCCAGGGCAAAGGUCACUCCCUAGGGAGCGCCGGAGGCUCCUCCCCUCCAGAGCACCGGCCAAUCACGCGGCAGCACAGCAGCGGCGUGGACCUGAGCGCCAGCGUGUCCAGAGGAGCGCCGGACCUGUCGGACAUUCCCGAGGACGCCACCAGAGAGCUGGUCCGCAUGGCGCCGGGCUUCGUGGCCAGCAGGGACGGCCGCGCUCCCGACCCGGGUCUGAUGGAGCAGCAGCGCCGCAAGCUGCAGGAGAUGGUGUCCUCCAUCCAGGCCUCCAUGGAGCGCCACCUGAAGGAGCAGCAGGACGCUGCGGGCGCCGUGGGCGGGGCCAGCCAGGAGCGAACUGCUGGAACCAAACCCAGCACCGCGGCCGCCACCGGGGGCAAACCGGAGGAGCCAGAGGAAAUGGAGAGCCAGGAGGCUGGGCAGGGCAACGCCAGCGAACCCAUGGACCACUCCUGAUGGGGCCGCCGCCGCCGCGCUGCCUCCGCCCCCUGACCGCCGCCUGCUGCCCCGCCGCAGGCCGGACCCCAAAGCUUAGGUCUUUAUUACGUCGCGUCGUCUUUGCUGCAUGACUGAGGAGCGAACUGACCGCCCUGCUGCUGCCGCGGCAACCGUCACUGAGCUGAGACACGGAGACGGUCCGUCUGCGGCGCAUCGUCUGUCCGCCACUGUCCGUGUCUUUACUUCCUAACUCUCUCACCUCAGAGGCAGGAAGUAAAUCCAGAGCAAACGGAUUUAUUUCCUUCUUCAGGAGAACUGUCCCUCCAGCUGACGGCUCCCAGUGUUCCCAGUUACCUGGAAGCUGCCCGGAUUGUAUCUCCAGCCUUCUGAGUCCCUCCUUCAGACGCCAAUUCUUCCUGCACCGAAGAACCCGGUCAGAUUAAAGAGCCGGACACUUCCUGUCUGUACAGGAAGUGAUAAUUGGCCCACAGAGGAGACGCCCCGUAUAACCGCUUUCAUUGUUCAACUCUGCUGCCUUCAUCACCAACACCUGCUUUGCUCCACCGCCUGUCUGAAGAAUGCUGGACUCCUGAAGCCGUCAAACUGCGCCACCUGCAGGCAGGAAGGAGCUCCUGCAGAGGCUUACAGGUUCAACCAGAGUGAGCUUCAGGUCUCUGCCGACUGCUGGAGACGCAGGCGAGUGACCAAUUAAAGGAAAACACCGACUGAAGGAAACGUUUCUCCUGAAUGAACUUAGUCCAGCUGAGGUUUUAGAUUUGUAGGAAUCCGUUCACAGCCAAUCAGAGAACCGGUUGGAUUUGGUUCUGUUCUGUUCUGAGUGAGUCACUUUAAUUAAACACUAAAUGAGUUCACAGGUAGAUAUUAUUAGAUUGUACAGCAGUGUGUGCCACUUGCUUAAUAAAACAUUAAGUGUUAAUAAUAAUAAUAGUUUCUACGUACAACUUCAGCUGUUUUUUAUGCACAGAAGCCAUAUUGGAUUGUGAACCUCUGAGAUUCUUUCUGGUUUUUCUCACUGAAACCUGCAAAUCAAACCUUCAGGCCAAUUUAUUUUCUUGUUUGUUCUGUUGAGUUUUGAUCUCAGUUUUGAAGUAAAUAUUUCUAAAACCUGGCUGACAGAGUUCUGAUCAGAGGCCGUUUCCCAGAUGACAAGCCAACCCAACAAGCAUUUACUGAGUGUUGAGUGGUGUGUUCAUCCACAGGAACCGCAUCACGUCCUCCAUGCAGGUCUAAACUCAGAUCAGCCUCCCACUUCCUGCUAGUUUGACUUUCUGAAGGCUUCGUCGUUCUGGAGGGUUCAGCAGUUUGUAAUUCCUUUAAUUCAUCACUCGUCUGUUGAAUGUAAAAACGGAAAUGCCAAAGAGAGAAACGUUUUCUGAUCGGCAUUUUAGAGACGUUUAAUUUGAGGAUUCAGACUGAGGCGGGUUGACCUGGAGGUCAGUUUAUGCAGCAACUUUUACAGAUAAAUAUGUUUGUUUUUCUUCAGUUCAAAAUCUCCAUAACAACAAUUUUUAACCUUUUUGUCUCCAUAAAGUCGAUUCUAACAGCAGUUUGAAGCUGAAGCUCCUGUUGCCAAAACCAGAAGUCAGAAAAAACAACGUGAAGGAGCAGAGAAGGUAGAGGGGAUGGCUCCCCCUGCUGGAGAGAAAACCUCAGUGCAGUUCUUCUUGUUUGAAGAUAUUUAAGUAAAUAUGUCAAAUAAAUCAAGUUUAGAUUAAAAAAAUGUCUGGCGAUUCAAAGACGUCAACAAAGAACAAAUUUCCUAAAAAGGUGAUUUAUUUCUCUUGUGGAUGUUUUUUUUUUUUGUAUUAUUUAUUUUUUGAAUUGUUUUGAGUUUGAAGCUUCUGGUCAAACCUGAUUUUAUUUUUUUAUUUCUGGGCUCUUAAAGCUGAACAGAACUUCCCUCCAUCCGGACCUGAACUUCUGUUUAAACAGCAGCCAAAGAAAACCAGGUUAAAGUUGCUCCUUAUGUUUGUGUUUCUGCCAACAUUUCACCAAAUUACAAAAAAAAUAAAUAAGAGUUGGGAAGCUCAGAGGUUUUGUCGGGUUACAGGAAGCGUUUGAUCUGUUUUAUUUUUCUGGAGAGUUUUUCUGACGUUUGUUUGACAAACGGGAACCGAUCAGAACAAACCGUUUCCCCUCCAGAACCUGGCUCAGGUUUUCAGGACGGCGCCACCUGCUGGACCUGAACACUGCUCCAGCACCAGAACACCAAAGGUCCACAUGAUGGGUUCUGGAAGAACUGGAUUAUGUCACAUCUCAGGUUCUGGUUGGGCUCCCGGUUCCUACAGGAAACACAUUUCCACCACGACUUUCCUCACUUUUCGCAUAAAACUCAUGAAAAGGUUGGAGUUCAGUUUAAAUCUUUUGUUUCUGCAGCUGAAGUUUGAAACGAUCAACAUCCUGAUUUUUAAUGUUUCCUCUUUUCUUUUAUUGCUAUAAACUAUAAAGCUUCUUAUUUUCUUGAACUCGUCUCUCACAGUGACCCUGAGUUUGUUUUACUCAAAGCUUUCUGAUGCUCAUGCUUUGUGAUGAGGAGGUGGUUGCCAUGACGACACCUGAUUAGUUUUUACUUAACUUGACGAAACUCAAUCAUUUAACAUUUAGAAAGUUAGUCUGAGUUUGUUCUGUAAGGGAAGCUGAUGUUUACCACCAGUGAUCAGGUUUCUCUCCAUCUGUUCUGGUUCUGUUCUGGUUUGGUUUUGGUUCUGUUUUGGUUCUGUUUAGUUUGGUUUUGGUUCUGCUUUGGUUCUUUUCUCAGAAAUCAUCAGUUUUAAAGUGUUACUGUUUAAUUUUUUUGUUUUUCUGCCUCUCAGCUCAGUUUUCUGCUCCUGGUUGAAGUGAAGUAAAACUCGGUACUUUGAAGUUGUUGAACCCGAGCAGGAAGGACACUUCGGAUCAGAACCUCCUGCUGUCACCGACCCGCGGCUCCUCUGUGUUCCUGCUGUAUUAUAGUACAUAAUGUAGAAUAUUUGGACCUGUACAGAAACCGCUCCGUUUGGUUCUUUUGGAUCUGCUGUCUGGUUGCUAAUAAAACGCUGACGAUACUCUGCUUCCACGUCGCUGUUUGCAUGAAAACUUCUCAGCUCCACCAAUAAAAUCAUUUCCUCCA